This is a messenger RNA of Scleropages formosus (Asian bonytongue), 2598 nucleotides long. RefSeq names its product ring finger protein 150a (gene rnf150a). The coding region runs from base 1143 to 2432 and encodes 429 amino acids. The record is from RefSeq and is a predicted model, not a curated record. Lineage: Eukaryota; Metazoa; Chordata; Actinopteri; Osteoglossiformes; Osteoglossidae. The transcript is spliced from 7 exons.
CAAAUAAUAAUAAAGUCCUGUUCAUUGCACACGUCAUUCCGUCCUCCACAGCAGAUGGCGCUAUUUCACUAAUUAUUGUUUUCUGUUUUAUCAGUGACCAGGUCGAAAUUCUUUAUUUGCGCCAAAAGAGAAAACCUUGGAAAGUCAGCUGAGGUAAUAUGUAGCGGAAAAGUAAAGGUACUUCAAAAACGAGGGAAUGGAAAAGCAGUACCUGGCAACCUGCGUGACAAAUCGCAUGGGUGCUGCUCAACGGCGGGAUUUGGAUGCCAAUCUGGCAACCCAAGUCUCAGUAUGUUAGGGCAUGCAUGCGAAGUCGAUCAGUGCGGGUGACUUUGGCGACCUACACGGCAACCCGAUAUUAUAUCUCAUAUAUCCAUACACACGUAUAUUUUGCAGUCCCGCACGCUACAGUGCAAACCAGCGUUUGAUGAUUGUGCAUCGCCAUCUGGCAACCCCGCCCCACCGCGCAAGCUAGGCCAUCUUCGGGAAGGGGCUUUCGGACUAAAUCACCUGGCAGCCCCAUAUUUCACAGUGCAGCCCUGCGUUGAGAAACUAUGACGUGAAACGUGGCAGCCGCUAGCCACAGUUAGGCCAGCUACGGGUGAUUGUGGAGCGAAAUCUGGCAAUUAAUUUGCUGAGCUCGCAAACUAGCGUGGGGUGAUUUUGGAGAACGAUCUGGCAACCCGUCCCUAGAGCACACGCCAGCGUUGGGCGAUUGCGGAGCACGGCUUGGCAGCCGCUAGCCACAGUUCGGGUCAGCUGCGGGUAAUGUGGGGACACUAUCUGGCAACCCAGCCCUAGGUCGCACAGCAAGGUUGGGUGAUUCUGGAGCGCCGUCUGGCAACCGCUCCAGUCCAGUCCAGUCCGGGCCGCACACACACAGACAUGAUCGGCUUCUCCCGGGGCUGCAGCUCAGGAACGACGCUCCGCGCAGCGAUUGCGAGCAGCUCAUGAUUUGCUCGCUCUGCAGUCACACGUCGAAGUAGAGCCGCCGACGGGAAGAAGGAGCAGAAGGCGAGGCGAGGAGAGACGAGGAGGAGACCGGCCGGGCAGCCCCUGAGCCCGACCCGAGGCUCGCUCGGCGCCGGUGGCGGAGGAGCGACAUCAUUAUCAUCAUCACCACCAUCAUCAUCAUCAUCAUCAUGGCCGUGUCCGUGAUCGCGGCGUGCCGCAGCCUGGCGCUCUCAACAUGGCUGCUCUCCUUCUGCUUCGUGCAUCUGCUGUGCCUGGACUUCACCGUGGCCGAGAAGGAGGAGUGGUACACGGCCUUCGUGAACAUCACGUACCGCGACCCCGCCACCGGCGACGCGGUCACCGAGAAGACCGAGUGCGGCCGCUACGGCGAGCACUCGCCCAAGAAGGACGCGCGCGGGCUCGUGGCCAUGGCCGCGUCGCCGCACGAGCGCCAGGCGUGCGAGCCCGGCACGCGCUUCGCGGUGCCCGCGAGCGGCGGCGCCGCGUGGAUCGCGCUCGUCGCCAAGGGGAACUGCACGUACAAGGAGAAGAUCCGCCACGCGGCCACCCACAACGCGUCCGCCGUGGUCAUCUUCAACGUGGGCUCCGGCAGCGCCAACGAGACCAUCACGAUGCCGCACCAAGGCACGGGGGACAUCGUGGCCAUCAUGAUCCCGGAGUCGAAGGGACGCGAGAUCGCCGCCCUGCUGGAGAGGAACGUCACGGUGACCAUGCACAUCACCAUCGGCACGCGGAACCUGCAGAAGUACGUGAGCCGCACCUCGGUGGUCUUCGUCUCCAUCUCCUUCAUCGUGCUGAUGAUCAUCUCGCUCGCCUGGCUCGUCUUCUACUACAUCCAGAGGUUCCGCUACGCCAACGCGCGCGACAGGAACCAGAGGCGGCUCGGAGACGCGGCUAAGAAAGCCAUCAGCAAGCUGCAGGUGCGGACCAUCAGGAAAGGAGACAAGGAAACGGAGUCAGAUUUUGACAACUGCGCCGUCUGCAUUGAAGGCUACAAGCCAAACGAUGUGGUUCGGAUAUUGCCGUGCCGGCACGUUUUCCACAAGAACUGUGUGGACCCGUGGCUUCAGGACCACCGGACGUGUCCCAUGUGCAAGAUGAACAUCCUGAAGGCCCUGGGAAUUCCUCCCAACGCGGACUGCUCCGACGACGUCCCGCCCGACUACGAGACCUCAGUCGGGGGACCGCCCUCCAAUCAGGUGACAGGAGCCGGUGACAUCACAGUGAAUGAGAGCUCCAUGGUGUUGGACCCGGUGGUGCGGACGGUGGGGUUGCCCCAGGUCUUCCCCGAUUCGGACCCCCUUCCGCAGGCAGGAGAGAGCCGCCACAUCGCCAGCAGCGAGCACCAGCCCCCCAUGAGCAGCGACUCGGACACCUCCCUCAUCAUGGCCGUGGAGGUGGGGCUCUCGGACGUGGAGCUGUCCUCGGAGCAGGAGAGGGAGGAGGUCAAGUCCUGAGCGGAACAGCCAACGGUGUACGGGAUGGGGAGGAACGGGGGGUGGUGGGGGGUGGCUGUGUACAGCAGAGCGAACCGGAGCUCUGCCUCAGUCGCAUGGGGGAGGGUGACCGUGACUUGUGGUGCUCAUGGCAGCGGUGUCUCUGAAAAGCAAUAGCAACAGCGAU